CUGAUAAAGUAAACAGAGAUAUAAAUCAGAAAGAGAGGAAGCGUAGAGAGAGAAACAGCAAGAAGAAGAACAAUACUCCAGUUGAAACUUGGAAGGAGAGAGAUAGAGAGAAGAAACACCCAUCCCCAAACAGCAAAAACCCAUGGCAGACCCCACAGAAGAACAACCUAAAUCUCCCACAACAACCACGACGAUAACCUCCUCCAACCACUUAAUCAUAAGACUGAUGAGCAAGAGGAGGACGUGGGUAUCCCUAUUCGUCGUCGUCUACACCAUCCUCCUGUCCUCCACUUGGAACAUCAUCAAAUCGAUCCUCUCCUGGUACGAGUCGAGCGCCGCGCCGUCGUCGUCCUCCUCCGGGUGGCCGGCGCUGUACGCGGCGGUGGCGCUGGGGGCGGUGUUCGGGCUGCUCUCGAUGGCCGCCGCGCUGGCCGUGGCGGUCCCGGCCACCCUGGUGACGUGGAUAACCGUGCUGGUCCUGCUGGCCUUCUGCGGGAAGCCGCGGCGGGCGCUGGUGGUGGAGGGGAAGGAGCUGACGGCGGAGAUCACCGGGUUCGUGCUCAAGAUCUUGAUCAAGGAAGGGAAUUUCGUGGCAGUUGUUUGCGCGGUGGUGGGGUACUUCGUGCUUAUUGGGAAGAGGAGAGAAGAAGUUGGGGAUGCUUCUUGAUUUUGGGAAUUUGAGUUGAUGGGUUUUGCUCUGUUUGGUGAAAAUUUUGGGGAGAUUCAAAUCAAGGAGAUGAGAGAAAUUUGGGAAAGUUGCUCUCUCUCUCUCUCUCUCCUCUCAAUUUCUCUCUCUAGAGGAUAAGCUGAUAAUGUGCUGGUCUUUUUGUUUUUGUUUUUUUGUUUUUUUUUUUUGGAGGAGGCUUUAAUUUGGGAUUUGGCUUUGAGGGGCAAUGUAACACUGAAAUCAUACCUUUACCUUUCUCUAAAUUGCCAAUGUAUUUCUUUUCUUUUUUUUUGUUUGUAAAAAAUCUUUAUUAGGUUUUCUAGUCAAGAUAUAUGUAAAGGGAUUAUUGUUUUUCUUCA
Molecule: messenger RNA, 1026 nt
Organism: Rhododendron vialii
Lineage: Eukaryota; Viridiplantae; Streptophyta; Magnoliopsida; Ericales; Ericaceae
Exons: 1
Coding region: 143-667 (174 amino acids)
Source: RefSeq, a predicted model, not a curated record